UGAGCAUAAAAAUACACUAAAUAAGGUCGGGCUGUGGAUUAUUUAAAAACUCAGUUGGCAGCGCUUUUUCGAUGUUCUUGACGGCCGGCCGGAAUUUUGUUCGUGUUUUUAGUUCACGCCAAAUAGCAACCUGCAGAGCUAGAAUGGCGAGCGAAGUGGAAAAAUCCCAAACGGCAGCAGCCAGUGAAGAUACUAUUUUCGGAAAGAUUUUGCGCAAGGAGAUUCCCUGCACUUUUAUCCACGAGGAUGAGAAGUGUGUGGCUUUUCAUGAUGUGGCUCCCCAGGCCCCAACCCAUUUCCUGGUGAUCCCCCGCAAACCGAUCGCCCAACUUUCGCUGGCGGAGGAUGGAGAUGGUGAUCUGCUGGGACAUCUCAUGCUGGUGGGUCGCAAGGUGGCCAAAGAUCUGGGCCUGAAGGACGGAUACCGUGUGGUCAUAAACAAUGGCAGGGACGGUGCCCAGUCUGUUUACCACUUGCAUUUGCACUUUCUCGGCGGUCGCCAGAUGCAGUGGCCUCCUGGCUAAGAAACGUUAUAUGCCGGCUGCGAGAUCCGCGAUCAUUUAACCCGAAGGGUACAAUAAACUCCAAAAGAACUAUUGAAUAAAAUUAUAUGAAAACAAAAAA
Drosophila eugracilis is the source of this 624-nucleotide messenger RNA. RefSeq names its product histidine triad nucleotide-binding protein 1 (gene HINT1). Gene Ontology annotation, molecular function: hydrolase activity. Bases 72 to 524 code for a protein of 150 amino acids. Gene Ontology annotation, cellular component: nucleus; cytoplasm. The transcript has 3 exons. The record is from RefSeq and is a predicted model, not a curated record. Gene Ontology annotation, biological process: purine ribonucleotide catabolic process. NCBI's taxonomy places the organism in Eukaryota, Metazoa, Arthropoda, Insecta, Diptera, Drosophilidae.